Aegilops tauschii subsp. strangulata is the source of this 903-nucleotide messenger RNA. RefSeq lists its product as uncharacterized. The record is from RefSeq and is a predicted model, not a curated record. Lineage: Eukaryota; Viridiplantae; Streptophyta; Magnoliopsida; Poales; Poaceae.
AUGGAUGACUACUUUACCCACGAUGCCCUCUUUGCUGACAAUUUACGCCAGCAUUUUCGGAUCCGCAAAAAUGUCUUCGAUUGUCUCUACCAUGGCGUCUGGUCCUUUGAUGACUACUUCAUAUUAAAGAAGAACGUCGUGGGGAGGAUUGGUUUCUCUGGUUACGAGAAAUGCACGGCCACACUGCGGAUGCUUGCAUAUGGCACGACCGAUGAUUCAUGGGACGGGUACCUACGGAUGUCUGAGAGCACAUGUGAAGAUGUCAUGACACUGAGAGGCUCUCGGCAAUCUCAGAAGCAAGAGAGUGGCCAGGUUUGCUCGAAUCUCUUGACUGCAUGCAUUGGAAAUGAAAGAACUGCCCAAAAGCUUUACAAGGAUAAUAUCAGGGUCAUCUUAAGAAGCCCAUCAUUCUUGAAGCAGUUGCAUCACAUGAUAAAAGCUCCUCCGUGCUACUAUACUGUCAAUGGGAAUGAGUACAACACGGGCUACUAUCUGGUUGACGAUAUCUAUCCUCCGUGGGCUACCUUUGUGAACACCAUCUCUAGCCCAGUUGGCCAAAAGAAGUAUCACUUUGCCCAAAGACAAGAAGCGGCUAGGAAGGAUGUUGAGAGGACAUUUGGUGUUCUAGAGAAACGUUUUGCAGUUGUUCAUGGACCUGCUAAAUACUGGGAUCCGAAGGCCUUGUGGAAGGUGAUGACCUAUUGUGUGGUCAUGCACAAUAUGAUCGUGGAGGAUGAGGGUGAGGAUGUUGCUGCAGAUCUUGAAUUUGAAAACAUGGGUGAUCCUAUCGAACUUACUGACCAGAAUCCUGCCAAAUUUGAAGAGUGUGUUCAAAUGCAUCAACAAAUUCGGCAUCGAGGAACUCACGAGCAACUGAAGAAAGAUCUGAUUAAACAUCUGUGA